Messenger RNA from Brenthis ino (lesser marbled fritillary), 459 nucleotides. The record is from the annotation of a GenBank genome assembly. NCBI's taxonomy places the organism in Eukaryota, Metazoa, Arthropoda, Insecta, Lepidoptera, Nymphalidae.
AUGAAUAGAAAUACAAGUGACGUAAAAAUUAAUGAAGGUGAUUCUUGUAGCGACAAAAUGAUCAAGUACACAGAUUGCGAACUGGGGCAGCGAAUUUUCUUCACCACCCUUUUGGCAGCCGUUAUCGCAGCUCCACUCAACCUGGAGUACAAUGCGUAUAUGCCGUUCUCUAAGUCGACCCUCACUUCGAGCAGUCACGUCGUCGACCACGGAAGUACUCAUGUGUUGCACGCGCCAGUACUCGCUCACGAAGUGGAGUACCACGCACCAGUAUCCCACGCUGUGAUCGCGCCAGUAUCCCACACUGUAGUAGCCCACGCUCCUGUCACCCAUACUAUCGUGUCCCACGCACCAGUCUACUCAUUAAGCUCCAACGUAGAAUACUACAAAUCCCCAGACUCUUCCAUCACUCAUCAGAGCUCUUCCAUCUACAACUCCGCACCGUUUUACGCGUUCCAC